GUGUCAAAGCGCCUCUGGGCUGCUGACGCGUUCAUAAUAUCCAGUCGCUUAUGUUAUAGAGCAGGAUAUGUCGCUAAAGAGCGAGAUUCAGGCAUAGCUGACGACAACCUCGCCUGUUCGAGAGAAUAAAUAGGUUGUUUAUGAAGUGCAGAGGUUGAAAAGAAUCGCGGCUUGUGUCAAGUGAACGAGUCUUGUGUUGUGUAAGCAUGUGCUGCAUGUGAAGAAGACAGGAGCGCGAGCAUGGGACACCAGCAGUCCACUUACUGCGAGGAAUCGUCUUGGGAGAUGACAGAUGGAGACAUCAGGAGGAUCGGAGCCUGCCAGCCUGCAUCCUAAAUACGCCAUGGAGGAGGAGUUCAGCUUCAGCUCACUAGAGAAGCUGGCAGCCGAGCCAGACUAUACGGAUGUAACGCUGCCAGCAGUGGAGCGUGUGCGAGCGCUCAGUAAGAUGGGCUACAACAUUGAGAUCAGUGAGGACAUUGCGCCACGCCGCUACUUCCGCUCAGGGGUAGAGAUGGAGCGCAUGGCUGCUGUCUACCUGGAGGAGGGCAGUCUAGAAAACGCUUUCGUUCUCUACAACAAGUUUAUCACUUUAUUUGUGGAGAAACUCCCCAGUCAUCGAGACUAUCAGCAGUGCAACGUCCCCGAGAAACAAGUCAUAAUGAAGAAAUUGCAAGAAGUGGCUUUUCCACGCAAGGAUCAACUAAAGAAACUCCUUCAUGAAAAAUACAGCAAAGAGUACAGUGAAUAUAUGAAGAGGCAGAGCCAGGCUGUGCUUCCUGUAGCUGUGUGUGGAGAUCAGUUACAGAGGCUCUCUUUGCUGGAGGAAGAGAAACAGCGUGUGGCACAGUUGAAAAAGAUGCAGCUGGAGUCAGAGCAGUUCCGCUUCUUCGAGGAGCAGCUGCGGCGUCAGGAGCAGGCCAACCGUAAACAGGAUGCCUGCCAUAAAGAACUUGAACAAACGGAUGGCUCGUGCCUAUCACAGACUCCAAAAUACCACACAAACCUCGACCCCAACCGCAACAAACAAGCCGCACCUCUCCCCAAACCUGCGGCCACGUUAGCUGCCGUGCAGAAUCAGCAAGUGGAAGGCCUGAGGCGGGUUCUAAUUCCUAGAGACCUGACAUACAGGUUCCUGCUGUUGGCCGACCGUAACACAGCCAGAGGCAUUGAGACGUGUGGCGUGCUUUGUGGAAAAUUGACUCACAACGAGUUUGUGCUCACCCAUGUGAUCGUGCCCAAACAGUCAUCCGGGCCAGACUACUGUGACAUGGAGAAUGUGGAGGAGCUGUUCAGUUAUCAGGACCAUCAUAACCUCCUGACCCUCGGCUGGAUUCAUACACAUCCCACACAGACAGCUUUUCUCUCUAGUGUGGAUCUUCACACACACAGCUCCUAUCAGCUGAUGCUGCCCGAGGCCAUUGCCAUUGUCUGCUCACCCAAGCAUAACGAUACCGGUGUGUUCCGCCUCACCACCGCUGGCAUGAGCGAGGUGGCUGGCUGCAGACUGAAAGGCUUUCACCCGCACAGGAAAGAUCCUCCCCUCUUCACCAUCUGCAAGCAUGUGGUUGUGAAGGACGCCAAAACAUCAGUGCUGGACCUCAGGUAACAGAUGAAGGAAGGACGUGCUUCAGUAGAAGCUACAGGCCCAGGAGUUUUAUUUUUUAUCUUCGGCUGCUUGACGGCUUUUUUGUAUUUAUUUAUUUCUUAAACAAAAAAGUACUGUGAAGUGGAUUCUGUGUUGCACAGGUUGCUGUUGGCUUCUUGUAAUGAAGCUGUAAAGCUUUUAAGUGUCAUUUUUUUUCCCCUCCCUCUGUCUCUGUUUUGUUAUGGAAUUUUUUAACAGCUUGCUUUAGCAUUUGUGCCUGUUCCGAAGCAAUCUUUUUGGACAGUUUUGUGAUCUGAUCUGACUGCUAGUCAGGUUCAAUAUUACAGUGUGUCCUGAAGGUGGCAUCUUUUAGCUAUUAAUGCCACAACCAAAAUGUGAACUUUUUACCAGGAUGCAAAGUUAUUUUUAGACAGAUGCCUUAUGUAAAAUGAUGUGAUUAGAUUAUUAUUAUUUUUUUUAAUUAUUAUUAUCUCUUGCUAAUUACUCAGAUACCUUUUGCCCAGUAUGUUUUUGCAACGUUUGUAUCAUGUCAUUUAUGCUGAAUCGAAUUGUUGCAGAUAUAAUGUUUAGUCAAGGGACCUCAAAAUCUAAUCAGUAUGUAUUUUGUAGUAUAGAGCUAAAAGCGGCCAUUUCCGGCUAGAGAGCUUCAAGUCAGCAAAGGUGAUGUUUGACUUGAAGAAGUGGCAGGUUAUUGGUUACUGACGCAAUUUUAUAAUGUUGACCUAUUUGACGUUAGUCUUGGUGCUCAGCAGUUCCAAUAAACAGUAACGCUGAAGAGCAUAAAUAGACCCCCAGUCCCCCAGUUUUGCCUCACUUUCUCCUUAACCAAAGGACCUACAGUAAAAAAAUAAGCAAAGAAGCCUAUUACGCCUUAUUAGAGGAGCUACUGCCAUGGAACUAGAGGCUUGAUAGAACCAGUGAUCUCAGGUAUCAUCCUCUCAUGCUAACAUGCUAACUUAAAUCAAACAGUGGCUCCUCUUCCGUUUUUUUGACUUUCCAUUCCAUUGUGGUACAACAGAAAAUAACUUUCCAAGUUUCAAUUUCCUCUUUGAUGGUGAUUGAUUCAGCAUAUUGUGGAUUUUGUGUGUGCUAUGGCAUUGUAUUUUUUUUCCCUUUUUUUUUUUUUUUUUAAUUUUUGGGGCUUUGUUUGGGGUUUCGUAGUUUCUCUGAAACCUUUAGUGCUGUUUUAAUCUGCAACAGGAACUUGUAGGCAAUAUGAUGCAGUGACUGUACAAUGUUUUCCCCCUACUGCCUUUUUUUUUUUUUUUAAAUAAAAGAUUAUAAUAAGUAUGAGGGCAUGGAAUAAUUUUUCAAUCAUGCUAAUGUCAUUUUUAACAAGACUUAAUGAAAUGAUUUAGAACAAAGGCAGAGAUCUGAAAUCCGGUACAUGAUAGAAAAUUUUUUCAAAUGAUUAAAAACUUGCUUGUGGUUUUAAUGAAGGUGCUGCCAACCUGCUCACGACCUAAAUAAUGUGUAACCCUGUUGGAAUUUGUGUGGGCUGUUUUUGUGUGGGCUGGUAUUUAAGUGGGCAACAAAGGAAAUGAAUAAUCGACUUUUAGGUUAGAUGGCUUAUUUGUAUAUCAUUAGUUUCACUUCUUCAGAAAUGAGAAUCAUCUUGCCUUGAACUGGUGUCAAAUAAUACAUUAAACCAACUUUCUCAUGUUGAAAAUGGAAUCAUGCUCAGAAAAAAAAUGACAUUAAAUACAGUUUUGGUAUGCAGAGCUUUAUUUAUUCCUGGGGUUAUUGUAUAGAUAUCCAUACAAACUGUCUCAAAGCCCACAGCAGAGAGAAAACACAUGCAAGGGGAAUCUUAAAACACAAGAGGGAGUAUGUGAGCUCUGUUCCUCUCUAAACCAUUACAAAACACCUUGCGUUUAUUUCUCUCUCCCUCCAUCUGGAGUCUCACUAAACCCCAGGAAUCUUCCAAAUCUGUUCACUUUGGCAGCUUUGCUCAUCCAAUGUAACAAAAACAAUCAAUGACGAGAAAAAAAAAAUCCAAACAUUCACGCAAGUGUGGGCAGUGCAAAGACAAAACAGGAGAGAAACCAGAGGAUACAUUCACAGUUUACAGGCUAGGAAGCAA
Molecule: messenger RNA, 3692 nt
Organism: Hemibagrus wyckioides
Lineage: Eukaryota; Metazoa; Chordata; Actinopteri; Siluriformes; Bagridae
Gene: stambpl1
Product: STAM binding protein-like 1
Exons: 11
Coding region: 293-1609 (438 amino acids)
Biological process (GO): protein K63-linked deubiquitination
Cellular component (GO): membrane; endosome
Molecular function (GO): protein binding; metal-dependent deubiquitinase activity; K63-linked deubiquitinase activity
Source: RefSeq, a predicted model, not a curated record